CACUGUACAGUUGUCAGAUGAAGUAAACAGCAAACGUAAACAUAACCUCCACCAGUUUGUAUGACGACUUUCCUAAAAUAUUUUACAGUUUUAUAGACAAAUUCGAUAAUAAAUUAAAAUAAUACAUACAAAUGUUCUAAUGCGGAGUUCCUGCUACGGUUUUUAUAAAUCCACAACCGUUGACAAUUCACCAUUUCACGUGCAAAAUAUUGACAAAACUAUCAACCAUUGCUAGGCGGUGUUUUAUUCCCUUGUCGUUGUCCUAUCAGCUACAAUGUCCUACGCAAACUGGUUGACUUUAAUCCGCAAUGCCGAGAAAACAUCAAUGAUUUCUGGAAAAGUGAGAAAAAUUCACUACACUUUCCCAGACGGCAAUGAGAUGGCGGAGGAAUAUAGCAUGGAAACUGGCGUUGUACUUCGCCGAGCUUGGAAGCGGAAACGCGAACUUAUGGGUGAACCCCAGUGGGAACUGGAGCUUGGCGAGCCGAUCAAGAAUCCCGCAGAGAGUAAUAAUUUCGUUGUAAGGGAAAGCAGCGAACAGCCAGUUCUUACCAAACGAAUAACUAAGAAGAAUAUUGAGUGGCGAAUCCGUAACCUACCUUACCCCAUUGAAACUUACUCAGUAACGGCCAACCCGGACACCAAUAACAUCACAGUGCGAACCUCGAAUAAGAAGUAUUUCAAGAACAUCCCCAUUCCGGAGCUGGAUCGCUGCGGUGCUAAGGUGAAUCAAGGGAGCAUUUCUAUCCACCAUCAAUACAACACACUCAUAAUCACGUACAAGAAACCUGAUAUCCUUUGUGAAAUGGAGGUUGCGGUAUUACGGGAGCUUCAGGAGGUGGAAACAGAAACUGACAUGGAUGAUUUAUUGAAUGAUUUGCUUAGAAAAUAAAUUUGUUUCAAAAUAAUUAAUUAAACUCGA
This is a messenger RNA of Hermetia illucens (black soldier fly), 922 nucleotides long. RefSeq names its product protein DPCD. The record is from RefSeq and is a predicted model, not a curated record. The coding region runs from base 275 to 892 and encodes 205 amino acids. Lineage: Eukaryota; Metazoa; Arthropoda; Insecta; Diptera; Stratiomyidae. The transcript has 2 exons.